This is a messenger RNA of Dioscorea cayenensis subsp. rotundata (Guinea yam), 1027 nucleotides long. Its product is annotated as probable lactoylglutathione lyase, chloroplastic. Gene Ontology annotation, molecular function: lactoylglutathione lyase activity; metal ion binding. Gene Ontology annotation, cellular component: cytoplasm. Lineage: Eukaryota; Viridiplantae; Streptophyta; Magnoliopsida; Dioscoreales; Dioscoreaceae. The record is from RefSeq and is a predicted model, not a curated record. Bases 69 to 869 code for a protein of 266 amino acids. The transcript is spliced from 8 exons.
AGGACGAAAGAGAAGAAUCCAUCAUCACUUCAACGAGAGAGAGAGAGAGAGAGAGAGCGAGCUCGGUGAUGGUGAGGAUCGUCCCUAUGGCUUCGUCAUCCUCCUUCAACUUGGCAUCCCUCCGCCAGUCCUCUGCCAACGUCGCCAGCCUCUCUGCCUUCCCUCGCCGCCGUCCACUCUUUCGCUCUCGUCGCGUCUCCGCCUUACUUCCAGCACAGUUGUUUGGAAUAAGAACUUACAUGAAGCAAAGAGCAGAAGUAAACAGUGUUGAAGCCAGCACUGCUGGAAAUAUGGCUUGUGCAAGCACCACCAUCAGUCAAGAAAGUGCACUGGAGUGGGUCAAAAGAGAUAAAAGGAGAUUACUUCAUGUUGUUUAUCGUGUUGGAGAUUUGGAAAAGACCAUAAAGUUCUACACUGAAUGCUUGGGAAUGAAGCUGCUAAGGAGACGUGACAUUCCUGAGGAAAGAUACACUAAUGCUUUCCUUGGAUUUGGGCCAGAAGAUUCUCACUUUGUUGUUGAGCUGACUUACAAUUAUGGAGUGGAUAAGUAUGAUAUUGGAACAGGCUUUGGUCAUUUUGGCAUAGCAGUUGAAGAUGUGUCCAAAGCUGUGGAUCUCAUAAAAGCUAAGGGGGGAAAGGUUAUUAAGGAACCUGGUCCUGUCAGUGACGCCAAUACUGUGAUUGCUUUUAUUGAAGAUCCUGAUGGUUACAAGUUCAAGCUUGUGGAAAGGGGCCUCACACCAGAGCCCUUGUGUCAAGUAAUGCUUCGGGUGGGCGAUCUUGGUUGUUCCAUAAAUUUCUAUGAAAAAGCUUUUGGCAUGGAGCUUCUGCGCAAACAAGACAAUCCAGAGAACAAGGUUAUGUGCUAAUUGGUUGCAAGUCAAAGCUUCAUACUGUAUCACUAAAACAGGAGUUCAAGUGUACAGUAGCAAUGAUGGGAUAUGGACCUGAAGAUAAAAGUACAGUUUUGGAGUUGAUGUAUAACUAUGGGGUUCAUGAGUAUGACAAAGGAAAUGGAUAUGCACAG